Messenger RNA from Aspergillus puulaauensis, 2043 nucleotides. RefSeq names its product mRNA-binding ribosome synthesis protein NOP7 (gene nop7). The coding region runs from base 1 to 2043 and encodes 680 amino acids. Gene Ontology annotation, molecular function: RNA binding. Gene Ontology annotation, biological process: ribosome biogenesis; maturation of LSU-rRNA from tricistronic rRNA transcript (SSU-rRNA, 5.8S rRNA, LSU-rRNA). The transcript is spliced from 3 exons. NCBI's taxonomy places the organism in Eukaryota, Fungi, Ascomycota, Eurotiomycetes, Eurotiales, Aspergillaceae. Gene Ontology annotation, cellular component: nucleolus; PeBoW complex. The record is from RefSeq and is a predicted model, not a curated record.
AUGGCCAAAAUCAAGAAGAAGGGAACCUCUGGCCAGGCCAAAAACUAUAUUACCAGAACGCAGGCGGUGCGCAAACUUCAGAUUUCUCUGCCAGACUUUCGUCGACUAUGCAUUUUCAAAGGAAUUUACCCCCGUGAGCCUCGCAGCAAGAAGAAGGCCUCCAAAUCGUCUACUCAGAACACGACCUUCUAUUACACGAAGGAUAUCCAAUACCUUCUCCACGAGCCGUUGCUCCGGAAAUUCCGCGACCAGAAAGCGCUUGCAAAGAAAAUCGCUCGAUCUCUCGGACGUGGACAAGUCGGCGAUGCCGCCCGCUUGGAGAAGAAUCAUGCGCCGAAGUUGACUCUGGACCAUGUUAUCAAGGAGCGUUACCCUACGUUCAUUGAUGCUUUAAGAGAUCUCGAUGAUGCGCUAUCUCUUCUUUUCCUUUUUGCGAACUUGCCCUCUGACAACCACGUCCCGCCCAAGACCAUUGCACUGUGCCAACGUCUUACCCACGAAUUCCAACACUACCUGAUCACGACAAACUCUCUACGGAAAUCUUUCCUUUCAAUCAAGGGUAUUUACUACCAGGCGACAAUCCAAGGCCAAGAUAUUAUGUGGCUGAUCCCCUACCGGUUUGUACAAAGAGUCAAUGGUGAUGUGGAUUAUCGGAUUAUGGCCACUUUCGUUGAAUUUUACACCACCCUGCUGGGUUUCGUCAACUAUCGCCUGUACUCUUCGAUUGGCCUUAGAUACCCACCGAAGUUUGACACUCGGAGCGAUGAGAACGGAGCUGAACUGGCGGCUUUCACUCUGGAAGGGCGCACAGUCGGAGAGACCCCGAAGGCCAUUGAAGGGGGUAGCAAGCCCUCAAAUGAUGCCGCCAACCAGGAGGUCUCUGCUGAAGUCCAGAAGAAGGUUGACAAGGUGAUUAAGAAAGCCGGUUUGGAUAAAAACAGCGGUGAACAAAUCACCGAGACUACCGAAGAAGCCACAGACGCCAUCGACAAGUUUGAGCCAGCGGCUCCCGAGGCUGACACCCUUCCCCAACCGGAUAUCAGUGGCGACCAAGCCGGCUCACUCUUCGCACCGUUCACAGUCUACAUAUCUCGAGAGGCCCCGAAGGCUCCUCUUGAAUUCAUCCUCCGCGCGUUUGGCUGCAAGCGAAUUGGAUGGGAUACUGUUCUCGGCGAUGGUGCUUUCACCCACAACGAAGCCGAUCCCCGCAUCACUCACCAGAUCGUGGAUCGACCCUCCCUACCUGAGGCUUCUCUCCCCGCUAUCCCCGCCCCUGCUGAAGAGGGUUCCAAUGGCGUGCAGAGAGUGAAACCUGGCACUCGGAUUCCCGGCCGCACAUAUGUCCAGCCCCAGUGGAUUUGGGAUUCAAUUAACGAGGGAAAGCUCCUACGCCCUGACCUGUAUGCCCCUGGUGCCACCCUCCCGCCCCAUCUCAGCCCGUGGGUUAAGUCUAAGAAGGGUGGCUACGAUCCCCGCGCUAGCUUGGCCGAGCAGGAAGAAGAAGGUGAAGCCGAUAUAGCUGCAGAGGAGGAGAGCGACGAAGAGAUGGAGGAAGCUGGCGAGGAGAAAUCUGCGCCCACGAAGGCCGUUGAGCCUGAGGAUGAGGAUGAGUCGGAGGAUGAGUCUGAAAAUGGCGGCAUGGAUGUCGCUGGCACUGAUGACGACGAGGAGAGUGAUGAAGAAGAGGAAGAAGAAGAAGAGGAUUUCGCUGGUAUUGAGGACGAAGAUGCUGGUUCCGAGUCCGAGGAUGAAGAGGAGACUGUCCGAACUCAACAUCAGAAGGAGCUAGAGGCUGAGGCCGCUGGUCUUCCCUUCUCGUCUAACGGCACCGCUGAUGCAUCAGUCAAGAAGAAGUCCCAGGCGAAGAAGAUGGCUUCUAAGAAGCGCCAAGAGGAGGAGGAGCUGGAGAGACAGAAGAUGAUGAUGAGUCGCAAGAAGCGGAAGUUGCUGGAGAAGAUGAUGUACUCGAACAAGAAGCAGUCAGAUGAAUCUGCGAAGCUGCGGUCCAAGCGGAGAAAGCUCGAGAAGGGCGAGGAAAAAUAA